Molecule: messenger RNA, 282 nt
Organism: Dracunculus medinensis (Guinea worm)
Lineage: Eukaryota; Metazoa; Nematoda; Chromadorea; Rhabditida; Dracunculidae
Source: the annotation of a GenBank genome assembly
AUGUUUAUUUCUAAGUUUCAACAUGGUCGACGUCCAGCUCCUCCUCCUCCUCCUCCUCCUCCUCCUCCCUCAACCACAAGACCUCCAACAACUACAACUACUACAACCACCACUACUACGACCACCACUACUAUAACCACAACACUCCCAACAACUACGGCAAUAGAAGAAUUCGACGACACAAUAUUUAUAAGCGAAUCCUCAAAUGGAGUCUGUGAUAUGGAUUGGAUGGAACUGGCAAAACGCCUUCAGGAAGCAUUUGGAAAAGUCCACGACGAGUAA